GAGCGGUGGUCAUAGCCUUUGUGGUCUGCUGGCUGCCCUAUCACACUCGCCGCCUCAUGUUUUGCUACAUCUCUGACUGGUCCGAUGACUUGUAUGACUUCUACCACUAUUUCUACAUGCUGACCAACAUCCUGUUCUACGUCAGCUCAGCCAUAAAUCCGAUCCUCUACAACCUGGUGUCAGCCACCUACCGCCAGAUCUUCUUCUCCACACUGCGCUACUUCUGCAUGCCGUGCCGACGUACGCCCAGGAGGCACCCCCACCCCCUGACCCGCCACUCUAUUAGCAUCUCCAGCAACCACACCCUCUCCACCAACAUCAUCAAAGAGACGGCGUACUGAUUGGACUGCAUUACACUUUCUCAUACUAAGAAUCCAUCCGCUGCCAUUUUGUGGUUACUGGUCCAACUUCAUCAAGGAAAUUCUGGUACCGAGUUGGCAAGGCUAACAGAUCCACUACUUGGACACAUCGUCAUUGUCAUGUAGGGUCAGGUGUCCCGGUUCAAGCUGAGUGUCCUGACAAAUAUUUGUAAAACACAGUUUUCAACAUGAUGGAUAUGAUGGAUCAUAUUAUAGUUGUUUUCAGUGCUUACAUAGACAUUUAUCAUGUCCUAUACCACUCAUUAGACAUAUUACCUAACCGAUAUAAAAAUUUAAAUGGUGCGGCACGCGUCUGACUUCAACACUGAUUGGUUUGCAUGUGUGUCAAUCAAUCAAUGUGGCGUUGUCAAGGCAGUUGCUAGCCUAUGAGUCAUGGUGGUUCUUUCUGACAGAACUUGUCAGUAUGCUAACAGUUAGCUGUCUUGUCAUGCUGAUGAGAUCAGCAAUUGGUCUUUUUCUAAAGAGGUCCAGGAGGCUUACUUACUUAACUUCCUUCAUACAUCCAUGGCAACCAUGGUGUUAAAAGUUGCGGUCAGGAGGUGUGCUAAGAGCUGGAAUAAAUGUCCCCCAUCCUGAUGAAUACGCCUAUGGUGCGUACAUAAAUGCAUACAUGUGUCCAUGCAUGAAGGUGCAGCGCACUUAAUGGUCCUGGUUUUGGGGGUUGGGGGGGUCAUCCUUGCCAGGUGCCCAGUCUGAGACCACUGU
Seriola dumerili (greater amberjack) is the source of this 1085-nucleotide messenger RNA. Its product is annotated as neurotensin receptor type 1-like. Gene Ontology annotation, biological process: neuropeptide signaling pathway. The annotation marks the transcript as partial. Gene Ontology annotation, cellular component: plasma membrane. Lineage: Eukaryota; Metazoa; Chordata; Actinopteri; Carangiformes; Carangidae. The record is from RefSeq and is a predicted model, not a curated record. The transcript has 2 exons. Gene Ontology annotation, molecular function: G protein-coupled neurotensin receptor activity.